ACCUCCUCUGCGGAUCCACCGUAGCUACUGCAGUGAAUCCGUCAUCCGUAAAGAGAAAAGGCGAGAGCAAGUCAAGCUGGUCUAUAUUUAUUACAACCAGAAAUAUAUCCCUGAAACAUAGUCUUAAUUGACUGUGCAACGUUGUCCUUUCAAAUUGUUUCCCUUGCGCAGCAGGUGAAGAAACCCAACCGACAGAAUGGGAAACGAAGCAAGUUAUCCCUUGGAGAUGUGCACACACUUUGAUGCUGAUGAGAUUAAGAGGCUAGGAAAGAGAUUUAAGAAACUCGACCUAGAUAACUCUGGCUCCUUGAGCGUGGAAGAGUUUAUGUCCUUACCAGAACUCCAACAGAAUCCCCUUGUACAGCGAGUUAUCGAUAUAUUUGACACAGAUGGCAAUGGGGAAGUCGACUUCAAAGAAUUCAUCGAGGGUGUCUCCCAGUUCAGUGUCAAAGGUGAUAAAGAGAUGAAAUUGCGCUUUGCCUUCAGGAUCUAUGACAUGGACAAGGAUGGCUACAUAUCCAAUGGAGAACUCUUCCAGGUCCUCAAGAUGAUGGUGGGAAACAACUUAAAGGACACCCAGCUUCAGCAGAUUGUCGACAAAACCAUCAUCAAUGCAGACAAAGACGGCGAUGGGAGAAUAUCCUUUGAGGAGUUUUGUGCGGUGGUGGGAGGAUUAGACAUACACAAAAAGAUGGUUGUGGACGUGUGACUGACCUCACGGGCCCCCUCAAAACCCCUUUUCGCUUUCUUCUCCAUUUCUGAGGAUCUGCUCAAGGCGUCAUCCAGCAACGCUCUCUGUGUAUUUUUCAAUGGAAGUAUUUUUCUCUGUGAAGCCACCGUUUUUCCAACCUGAGCCUUCUGAAGCCAACCAUUUUUAAGUGUUAUUGAACAUGAAUUCUCUCAAUAACCCGGUGUAGCACUUUAAAAGCCUGAAGGACAGCUUUUUAUCGUUGAGCGAGUAUUUCAGUUUGG
This is a messenger RNA of Coregonus clupeaformis (lake whitefish), 972 nucleotides long. RefSeq names its product calcineurin subunit B type 1. The record is from RefSeq and is a predicted model, not a curated record. The transcript is spliced from 6 exons. Bases 197 to 709 code for a protein of 170 amino acids. NCBI's taxonomy places the organism in Eukaryota, Metazoa, Chordata, Actinopteri, Salmoniformes, Salmonidae. Gene Ontology annotation, molecular function: calcium ion binding; calcium-dependent protein serine/threonine phosphatase regulator activity.